AUGAUGCAUCAGGGAAGAAGUACUGAUUCCCCUAUAUAUAUAUAUAUAGAGGACUUCAGACGCUUCCGAAAGCGUGGCACGACACAAUAAGAACGUACGACUCGGUAUUGGCAAUUCAGUAUCCCCAAGAAGGAGUCCGAACAUGAAGCAAAAAAUAACAGUGAAGGUGGCAAUGGAGUGCGAGAGUUGCAGGAACAAGGCCUUGAAAAUAGCUUCGAUGAUAAAAGGUGUGACUUCGGUGGCGAUAGAAGGGGACAGCAAAGAUAAAGUGGUGGUGACCGGGGAAGAUGUGGACGCGGUUUGCUUGGGCAGGAUGCUGAGGAAGAAGUUCCGGUGUGUGACGGUGCUGACGGUGGAAGAGGUGAAGCCCAAAAAGGAGGACGACAAGGACAAGGACAAAGGCAAGCCCAAAUGUUGUACAGUGUGUGUGGUGCCGCUUCCUCCCUGCGUGAGGUGCCGCAGCCCCAAGUGCGACGGUGGGUGCAAGCCGUGCUGCAAGUGCCAGAGCCCCAAGUGCGACGGUGGGUGCAAGCCGUGCUGCAAGUGCCAGAGCCCCAGGUGCGACGGUGGGUGCAAGCCGUGCUGCAAGUGCGAGAGCCCCAGGUGCGACGGUAAGUGCAAGCCUUGCUGCAAGUGCAACAGCCACAGGUGCGACGGUAAGUGCAAGCCGUGCUGCAAGUGCGAGAGCCCCAGGUGCGACGGUAAGUGCAAGCCUUGCUGCAAGUGCAACAGCCACAGGUGCGACGGUAAGUGCAAGCCGUGCUGCAAGUGCGAGAGCCCCAGGUGCGACGGUAAGUGCAAGCCUUGCUGCAAGUGCAACAGCCACAGGUGCGACGGUAAGUGCAAGCCGUGCUGCAAGUGCGAGAGCCACAAAUGCGGGGGUGAGUGCAAGCCGUGCCCGGGAUGCCGCAGCUACCGGUGCGGUGGUCAGUGCUUUGCGGUGAUCUGCUACGGUCACUGCCCUCCUUGGGUCUCAUGUCCCUCUUGCUGCGCUAAGCCUUUCUAUUCCCAUUGUUACAAUGCCGUUUAUGAUCCUCCACCGUCUGAUUUUUGCUCCAUCCAGUGACUCCACCGUUAAUCUUUUUUCAUUCCAAUUCUCACUCUUCCCACACAUUCAGAAACCACUUCUGUUCCUUUCACUUUCCUGUACUUGCAUGUAUGCUUCUUUCUGGC
Molecule: messenger RNA, 1173 nt
Organism: Neltuma alba
Lineage: Eukaryota; Viridiplantae; Streptophyta; Magnoliopsida; Fabales; Fabaceae
Product: keratin-associated protein 5-4-like
Exons: 4
Coding region: 143-1066 (307 amino acids)
Molecular function (GO): metal ion binding
Source: RefSeq, a predicted model, not a curated record